UAAAAUGUGUUCUAAACUUAAGUAAAUUGUGAAAAUAUAAAUGAAAGCAAUAUGUAGUUGUGGGAAAGUGUUAAUGUACUGCCUUGUUAGAUUAUAAACAUUUAAAAGAACAAAUUGCGCCGUUAGUAAAUGUAAUUGUUGUCGAAAAAAGAAAGGCGUCUACUUUUACAGGCAGAAAAUACCUUUAAAUAUAUGUACAUACACACAAACACAAAAGCACAUUACAAAUGCAUGCAUGUAUGUGAAAAACCUGCUGGCGUUGGCUGUAAUUACAGUUACUUAGACAUUUAAAUAGCAGCACGGUCGGUUAAUUAAGGAGCAACAGCAAGGCGCGCACAAGUGGAAACGAGAACGGUAGCGACGCCUACGCUAAAGCAAUUGCAAAUUUGCAAUGGAAAACGAAUCUGUAAAGUCCGAACAGAGUGGACGCUCGCGACGUUCUCGCAGUCAUAAUAACAACAACGGCGGAGGUGGUGGAGGCGGUGUUGGUGGUGGUGGUGGUAGUGGUAGUAUAAACAACGGCUACCACAGAGAUCGUUCUCGACACUCACAUCGCAGUACGCAUUCCAAAUCCGGAAAAAGCCAACGCAGCGACAUGGCACCAUCACCAUAUCAAACCAGCGUGAAUAUGACAGGAGAUGAAAACCGCGAUGGACAGGAGGUAAUUGAAGUGCAAAUUUUGCCACAGGAUGAGAACUGGGGUGAGAAUACGACAGCUGUGACCGGCAACACUUCGGAGCAGAGCAUCUCCAUGGAGGAUAUUAACAAUAUGUGGCAUCGUGAGAACGAUAAAGGCUUUGGAUUUGCCUGUCGUCGCUAUGUGGAGUCUACAUUUUAUUUUCUGCUUGGCUGUGCCGCCUUCUUCUCGCCCGUGGCCAUGGUAGUUAUGCCGCAUAUAGGCUUCUUUCCAUCAGCCUUUGACCAUCCGGAACUGACGCAAACUGUACGCACACAGCUACUGGCGUGCAGCGAGCAAUGCAAGGGUCAACUAGUUUCGCUUGCAGCACGCUUGCUCCUGCUAGCCAUUGGCUUAUGGGCGCUUUAUAUGAGACGCACUGCAGCUACCAUGCCACGCAUCUUUCUGUAUCGCGCCAUUGUGCUGCUGUUGGUCACCAUCUGUACAUUUGCCUAUUGGUUGUUUUACAUUGUACAGGUAACGAAUGGAGCCAAGAUUGUUGUGGAAACUAACGGUGAUGCCGUAGACUAUAAAUCACUGGUGGGAUAUGCUACCAACUUUGUGGACACGUUGCUUUUUAUACACUAUGUAGCCGUAGUGCUUCUGGAGCUGCGUCAUCAGCAGCCUAACUACUAUGUGAAAAUCAUACGCUCACCAGACGGCGUCUCACGCUCCUAUAUGCUGGGACAGCUGAGCGUACAGCGUGCCGCAGUCUGGGUGCUGCAACACUACUACGUGGAUUUUCCAAUUUUUAAUCCAUAUCUUGAACGCAUACCUAUAUCCAUAUCCAAGUCGCAGCGCAACAAAAUUUCCAAUAGCUUCAAAUACUACGAAGUUGAUGGCGUCAACAAUUCGCAGCAUCAAAGCCAAAGCCGUGCUGUGCUAGCAGCCAAUGCAAGGCGACGUGACUCGAGUCACAAUGAACGUUUCUACGAGGAGCACGAAUAUGAGCGCCGCAUUAAGAAGCGACGUGCUAGACUAAUCACUGCUGCCGAGGAAGCCUUUACACAUAUCAAACGCAUACACAACGAACCCGUACCAGCUUUGCCAUUGGAUCCGCAGGAAGCUGCGCAGGCGGUGUUUCCAUCAAUGGCGCGUGCUUUGCAGAAAUAUUUGCGUGUCACCAGGCAACAGCCUAGACAUACCUUUGAGAGCAUACUAAAGCACUUGGCGCAUUGCCUAAAGCAUGAUCUGUCGCCACGCGCUUUUCUGGAGCCAUAUCUAACAGAAUCGCCGGUCAUGCAGAGCGAAAAGGAGCGUCGCUGGGUGCAGUCGUGGUCGCUCAUCUGCGAUGAUAUUGUAUCCAGGCCCAUAAGCAAUGAAUGCACCUUUCAGCUCAUACAAAACGAUGUCUCCUUGAUGGUCACCGUGCAAAAGUUGCCGCAUUUCAAUCUUGCUGAGGAGGUUGUGGAUCCCAAGAGCAACAAAUUUGUACUCAAGCUCAAUUCAGAGACAUCCGUAUGACAGCAGCCACAUCAACAUCAUCAUAAUCAUAACCCUAGAACACCGCCCAUGGUGACGCCCACGCACAGCAAUCAAACGCAAUCCUCGUACUUGCAUGUGUUUGUCUAAAAAAAGCUUCAACGUGUUUAUAAAUGCUUCAAAUUAUUAACAGUAUUUUGUAAACACGUUUAAACUUUGUUUAAACGCGUUUUAAAAUUUCCUUAGACUUUUAAGUUAAAUGUCUGUCUUUAGUUUAAGCAACUGACGCUCAAGUCCCAGUGUAUUUAGUCUAAGCCUAACGCACACAUAUCACACGUCCCAACAAGAACAACAACAACUGACUUACAAGUUCCCAAAGUAUUAAGCUUAAGUCUACGAAACAUAUACAUAUAUUUCCAAUGCAGCUUACAUUUUUGUAAAAGCCUUUUGUUUCUUUUCAAGAUUAAGUGUGCAGCAUUAUUAUUUUUAGCUAAAUAAAAUUAGUUAAGUAAGUUUUAAUGACUUGCCACUGGAGUGAGUAGCAAGCACUCUUGAGGCGACUCGACACAGACUUUUAUUAACUCAAAUAGUAACACUUGCCCCCAACUAACAGUUAUAGACAAAACGUAACUCGAAUGCAACUUGUGACAAAUACAUUAAACAUAAGAUAAAAGACUGCUAAAGAAUGCAUUUUAUAUACACAGCAAACGAAAUUGCCAACUUAACUAAACUAUAUACAAAAAAUAUAUAUUUAUAUUUUU
Messenger RNA from Drosophila busckii, 2859 nucleotides. RefSeq names its product vang-like protein 1 (gene Vang). Gene Ontology annotation, cellular component: plasma membrane. NCBI's taxonomy places the organism in Eukaryota, Metazoa, Arthropoda, Insecta, Diptera, Drosophilidae. The record is from RefSeq and is a predicted model, not a curated record. Gene Ontology annotation, biological process: establishment of planar polarity; Wnt signaling pathway, planar cell polarity pathway; multicellular organism development. The coding region runs from base 392 to 2140 and encodes 582 amino acids. The transcript has 2 exons.